AUGAGCAGCCACCUUUGGAAGUUUUACCUUCAAGAUGAUGUCGACCGAUUUCGACAUGUGCUCGAGACGGCCUCGUACAAUGCCCGUCCUCAGCAAAACAGACCUCACUCGAUGCAGACAGCCGCCGCCGCCAUGAGCUCGAGUCCGAGUACAUUGAGCACAUCACCUACUCUUACCACCAAGAUGCGCAAGCCUUCCGCGGUCCCCGGAAACAUGGCUCCACUGACAAAAGCCGAUAUCAACUGGCGCGACACGAACGGCAUGACAUUGCUGCAUCACGCCGCUUCCUCGACGUCCGAGAACGCCCUCGACUUUGCCCAGGCUCUGCUUGAACACCCCUUGAUUGACCUGUACAUACAAGACGCCGAGAACUCGUGGACUGCCUUACAUCGCGCCUUCUACUUCGGAAACAUCACGAUCGCUCGUGCCAUUAUUGAGCGCGACACAUCGGAUGCCCUCGGCAGAGGAAUAGGAGGAGGCUUGGUGAAGAUCAAGGAUCGCGAGGGACUCGGUCCGCUGGAUCUGUAUUCUGCGACAAUCAAGGAUCGCACGCUGCGACCUGAAGGUCAAAAAAGAGCUAGAGCUGCAUCUGAUGCUAGCGAAGAGGAGGUCGUCAUAAACGAUGAGCAAGAAUACAGACCGAGAGUCAUCGAGUUCGCGACAAACAUCUCAGGCGACGAGGUCUACACUUUUGGCAGCAACAAGAACAUUACCCUGGGCUUCGGAGACGAAGACGACCGCCAGAAUCCUGAGCGUAUCACACUGAGACGUCCUGACCAUUUGCUGCAACGUUUCUACCGCGAGUACAUCCGAGAGUAUGAGAAGACAUGGGCCACAUUCGAUCCUGUCAUCGCUCAGACUGGCCACUCAGCGCUCGCACGCUCAUUACCCGUCGAGUCGAUGCCGUGGGUCAUCAAGAAUCGUCCGCUGAUCAUUCAGGACGUCUUCAUGUCCAAGCUGUCGACAGCAGUAUUGACCACAGAUCCUGAAUCCAACCUCUACAUGUGCGGCCAUGGGCCCGGAGGACGUCUGGGUACCGGAGAUGAGCAAUCUCGCUUCAGGUUCGUUUGUAUCGAGAACGGUGCUCUGUCGCGAAAGAAGAUCGCCACUGUUGCGCUUGGUCAGAAUCAUACCUUGGCCGUUGAUGAUCGUGGUGAAGUCUUCUCCUGGGGCAGUAAUGGUUAUGGUCAACUCGGCUAUUCUCUGCCCAAGACUGGAUUCAAGGACGAGGAUCCUGUAAGCUGUGUGCCUGCGCAAAUCUUCGGACCUCUCAAGCGUGAGAUUGUCAUCGGUGUCGCUGCUUCUCGAAUCCACUCAGUUGCAUAUACCUCGACAUCUUUGUACACUUUUGGCAAGAAUGAGGGUCAGCUUGGCAUCGUCGACUCAGAUGCACGUUCGCUGGAAUACCAAGUAACACCGCGAAAAGUCGCAGCAUCUCGAUUCGCAGCUCCGAUUGUGUCAGUCGCUGCCAUUGAUCGUGCGACCAUCUGUCUGCUCGAGAACCACGACGUUUGGGUGUUCGCAAACUAUGGCUAUGCUAAAAUACAGUUCCCUCUCGAUGGCUCAAAUAGCUUCUUGAAGGACAGCUUCCGCGUCACGCGCUACGACGACACUGUCAACCACAUCAGCAAGAUCACCGCAGGAGGUGACACCAUCUGUGCGAUGUCAAGCAGCGGCGAAGUCUAUACACUAUCAGUCAGUCAACGCCAAGAUCAGAGCAAUGCAUCAACAACCAAUCCUACCAAGAUCAGGGGCGCACUCUCUUCGCCUCAGGAGAUUUGGUCAUUGAAGAAGAACAACAUGGCUGCUCGUGAUGUUGGCGUUGAUGCUGACGGUUCCAUCAUUCUGACUACCGAGGAAGGAAGUGUCUGGAAGAGAUCAAGGCGCACCAAGAUCAAAGAUGGAAAGUCGAUGGAGGCUGCGCAAUACAAGCCCAAAGACUACAAGUUCUCUCGCAUUUCAGGGUUGUCUCGCGUCACAGCUGUCAGAUCAUCGGCAUACGGUGCAUAUGCUGCUGUUCGCAGAGAUUGCGACGUCACCAAGACACAGACACUGAUCCAAGACAAGACCAUCUGGGCAGAUUUGUUCCCUCUUCUCUGCUUCCACGAUCUUCCUGUACACGCAGAUGAGCCUGACAGCGAAAGCGAGAUGCCUCAGCCACGAUUCUGGCAGGGUCGCAAGAAGCCAGAUGACGUUCAACUUCUUCGUAAACAGAUACUCGAGUCCAAGGAUAUCGAAAAAGAUCUGGAAGAACAUUUGCGACAAGCGUCGAAUGAAGACUUUGCUGAAUUUGACGCUAUCAUCACUUCGAACACUUCUGAUCUCCGCUUCCCAGCUCAUCAGUUCGUUCUCGCAGGACGAAGCAGAGUGUUGAGAGCUGGCUUCCAGACUCUAAAGAACGAGGGCGAGUUCAACGUUCCCGAGCUACUGAUCUGCGAGCGUGACUCUCUCGAUCGACCUGUCUUGAUCUUCCAAGGAUUGGACGACCUAACCUUGGUUGACUACCUUCUCUACUGCUACACAGACACCAUCGUCGACUUCUGGCAUCAUACGAGACGCUCACCAAAGAUGGCUUUCAGAUAUCGUCAGGUCCGUACUGAGUUGAUGAAAGUUGCUGCAAAACUCGAGCUUCUCAAACUAGAGCCCGCAGUCAGGCAGAUGAUUGAGCCAGAACGUUGCCUGCACAUGGAUCUGGAGAUUGCGACCAGAGAUCAAGGCUACUUGUCCAAUGGUGACAUCCGAGUCCAGCUUGCUGAUGAUGAAGUCUUGGUACAUGGCUCGUUGGUCUGUCAGCGUUGUCCCUUCUUUGAGGGCAUGUUCAUGGGUCGUGCUGGUGGCCGUUGGCUUGACGAGAGACGCGGCCUUUUGCAAAAUGCCUCUGAUGCUGUUGAUGUCGAUCUGCAGCACAUCGAACCCGACAUCUUCCGCAUGGUCCUUCGCCACCUCUACGCAGACACUGGCGAGGAACUAUUUGAUAGUAUCGUAAGCGCUGAUUUGGACGAAUUCCUCGACUUUGUGAUGGAAGUCAUGAGUGUCGCCAAUGAGCUCAUGUUGGAUCGUCUGUCUCAAGUCUGCCAGAGAGUAGUCGGCCAGUACGUCACAACUCGAAACGUUUGCGGUCUCCUUAAUGCCAUCGCUCCUAGCUCUGUCACAGAAUUCAAGGAUGCAAGUCUUGAGUAUCUCUGCCUCAGUCUGGAAGCUAUGCUACAAGGUGGGCUUUUGGACGAGCUUGAUGAAGACUUGAUCCUGGAGCUUGAUGCCAUUGUCAGAGACAAUCAGCUUGCUCUGAUGCCGUUUGCUAAGAGUGGCCGUGCUGAAGCCUUACUUCACGAGCGUCAUCCUGAGCUCGCUGCUCUGAUUGAUCGCGACCGUCAAGUCAAGCUUGACUCUAUCAUGCUGCAUACCAAGCAUCAAGAUCUUGAUGGCUGGGGUCCCAAUUCGUUUAGAGGAGGCAGUUUGGACGAUGUCGCACAUGCUAGACAGAAAGGACGGAGGAAGUCAAAGGACGCACAGUCGUCUACGAUCGAGACCACACUCAGGGUGAAGACGCCCAUGCCGUCGCUGGCCACAAGUAUGGAGGAGGGUUCGGUAUUAGACGUCGAUGGAAUGCGGGCAAAGAACACCGAUACCGAGUUCGAAAGGGCGCUUCGCAGGGACACUGCUAUUGGCACUCCCACUGACACCUGGCUUGAUCCGCGCGGAAAGCCUCUCACACCACAUGCCGGCACCCCGAAGCAGGGAGUAUUCCCACCAGGCACGAUGCCUGCAACUCCUGCUAGCUCGUCAAGUGUGCCUUGGGCAGCUACACCGUCUCCUGGUGCUAAGUUGGAGAUGAAGGAUAUCAUGGCACAAGCGUCUACAAGUCGCGUGUCUAACCUAUCCUUGGGCAUAGCGGCUAGCCGAGAGAAAGCAAGUGAAGAUGCUUCAGCAAUAAGGUCUGCUGCCAAGCUGUCACAGAAGGAGAGAAAGAGAAUGCAGCAAGCUCAGCAAACUGAGAUUGUGGAGAUUGAGGAGAAGAUUGCGGCAAAAGUGGCCUCGCCGUGGCAAGUGGUCUCCGGACAGAAGAUUCCUUCGCUCAAGGAUGUGAUCGGCGAGAAGCCACCAUCGCCUGGCCCGUCGAACAGACCGCAACCGACUACGCGUCCCAGCAAUACUCCACAUCUCACAAUGAGGCAGACGAUCGCCAACCCAAGACCCUCGCCUAAACCGACUUCAUCAUUUGCUGCUUCCCCGAAGAGCCUGGGGCCUGGCUCACCGCUUGCCUCUGCAUCAGCGCUAGCACCUCCGCCACCUCCAGAUCUCUCGUCGCAGUCCUUCCCCUCGAUCCAAUCCAUCGUACAUAAUCCAAAGUCUGCUGAACCGGCACUACAGCUCUCUCUUCAAGAGAUUCUUGAACAGCAGCAGUACGAGAAGGAUAUUAUCAAGGAAGCUGCUGCCGCUAGAUCAUUGCAAGAAAUCCAAGCCGAACAAGAGUUUCAGCAAUGGUGGGAUGCAGAAGCCGCCAGGAUGAAGGAAGACGAAGAGUUGGCAAGGCUGAUCGCCGAGGGCAAGACACCUGAGCAGGCUGGACGAAAGAAGAAGGGGAGAGGCGGCAAGCAAGGCGGUCAAGAUAAGAAGAGGGAGCAGGUCAGACAGGCUGCACCAGAAAAGCAGGACAAGAAGAAGCCAGAACCGAAUGCCAAUGGACACGGAGCUCAAGGUCAAUCAACAAAGAGUCGAGGAGGCCGUGGUAGAGGCAGAGGUAGUGCUGCCAUGGCACCUGCAGCUGGGGGAAGCCGAGAUGCAUGA
Aureobasidium subglaciale EXF-2481 is the source of this 4788-nucleotide messenger RNA. RefSeq lists its product as uncharacterized. Lineage: Eukaryota; Fungi; Ascomycota; Dothideomycetes; Dothideales; Saccotheciaceae. The coding region runs from base 1 to 4788 and encodes 1595 amino acids. The record is from RefSeq and is a predicted model, not a curated record. Gene Ontology annotation, molecular function: protein binding. The transcript is spliced from 2 exons.